AACAGAUGACAUUAAUCCGACCGGGUUGGAAUCAUUGGAUCCGCAAAGUACCGAAAUCCUAAACUCACAACAUUCGAAUGGACGAUCUACUGCUCUCUCUCUCUCUCUCUCUCUCUCUCCCCCUCUUUCGCUGAGGAUUGUUCAGGAACAUGCUAAUGAUACUUUUGGCUCCUAAGUUCUAUUUUGAUAAUUGGUAUUGGAUCAUCUAGUACUGUUAGUACACUGGUGAAAUCUGUCCAGUCAUUAAUUGUAUGAUAUGAUAAUGUUGAAGCGUGGAAGCAAGUUAAAGGCAUGGCGUGGACAUCAAAUUUGUCGGGUGCCAGUUGUGAUUACUUGUCUGGUUUUGAUCCUCCUGUUUUUAAUAUCAGUAUUUUACAAUAAUGGAAAAAAAUCCCGUCCUUCACUUGGAUUUACAGCACAAAAAUGGGAUAAUUUUGAUUCUGUACAGUUCAACUCCACUAAAGAAUUCAGAAAUGGAACAGAUGUGAUAUGGCAAAUACCUGAUUCACCUAAAGCAGUUCUCUUUUUGGCUCAUGGAUGCAAUGGUCGAGCUGUUAACUUUUGGGACAGAUCUUCCAGCUGCCCUAACUGCAUCGGUUUACCUGAGGAAAGGCUACUUGUUCUUCAUGCCCUUGCUAAGAGAUUUGCUGUUCUUACCAUAUCAAGCAUGGGGAGGUGCUGGACAUUUGGGGAGGAAAUGUUGAUCGUUAAGAAUAUCAUAAAAUGGUGGUUGCAGAAGCAUAAGCUUGAAAAGCUUCCACUUGUUGCUUUGGGGGCCUCUUCUGGUGGGUACUUCGUUUCUGCACUUGCCACCACUAUGAGAUUUAGCAGCAUUACACUUAUGAUAGCUGAAGGACUAUUUGAUCAAAUGGAUAUCAGCGAAAAUUAUCCUCCGACACUUUUUGUGCACAUGCCCAGAGAUUUAUACAGACAGCAAAAGAUAAGUGAAUUCAUACAAGUUCUGAAGAAUAUCGGCAUUGAUGUUGCCGAGGUUGAAUGCAUUGAGUUCCCUUUAUCCCCAUCUUUCUUGGCGGAUCGAAUUCCGGGACUUGAUCGAACUGUGUCUGCUAAGCUGUUUGCGCAAUUCCAGGACAAAGGCUUCAUCGACAAGAAUGGAUACAUGAAGAAAGAUGGGCGUGCUACCCAUUGGAAAAAAGCUCUUCUUGAAACCAAGGACAUUAUGCUGGAUAAACGUUUGGUUCAACAUGUACAGGAGGAACUAAAUCUUGCAUUUGCAUACCAUGAAAUGACUAGUAUGCAGUCUGACCAGAUAUUUAAAUGGUUUGAGUCUCAUAUGAAGUGAUUAAGACUCAAGUGAAAACUCUCUC
Messenger RNA from Jatropha curcas, 1328 nucleotides. RefSeq names its product secretion-regulating guanine nucleotide exchange factor. NCBI's taxonomy places the organism in Eukaryota, Viridiplantae, Streptophyta, Magnoliopsida, Malpighiales, Euphorbiaceae. The record is from RefSeq and is a predicted model, not a curated record.